This is a messenger RNA of Dermacentor albipictus, 10030 nucleotides long. RefSeq names its product glutamate receptor ionotropic, kainate 2-like. The record is from RefSeq and is a predicted model, not a curated record. Gene Ontology annotation, cellular component: postsynaptic density membrane; plasma membrane. Gene Ontology annotation, biological process: synaptic transmission, glutamatergic; modulation of chemical synaptic transmission; monoatomic ion transport. Gene Ontology annotation, molecular function: transmitter-gated monoatomic ion channel activity involved in regulation of postsynaptic membrane potential; glutamate receptor activity. NCBI's taxonomy places the organism in Eukaryota, Metazoa, Arthropoda, Arachnida, Ixodida, Ixodidae.
CCCUCGUACACGCUUGUGCGGCGGCGGGCGGCAGAGGCUGCGGCGCCGAUGCUUUGGCGCGUGCUCCCCAGCGAGAAGCGAGCGUACAGCCGAGAGGGACAGCCGCCGGCGGUGACGGGCGCCGGCACGCCACGGCGCGACUCGCCGGCUACGGAACGCUACGAGGACGACGACAACGACGCCGCCGGACACGACGUCAAGCCGGCGACCGGUUCAUCUCCUCUGCUCUCUGCGCUCGGUGCGCUUUCGGCAUGUUCCUCCACUGACGACGAGCAGAUGAGAGCCACCUGAUAUACAACCCGUCCCCGACCGCAAGCCCACCCCCUCCCAUCCAUCGGCUCUACGUUUUUUUUUUCCACCUUUUGUUAUACGUCUAUACGUUCACAUCCGCCGGUUCUCGCUUUACUGAAUUCCUUCUUUCUUUUCUUAAUUUUUUUUUGUCACUGCCUCCGAAAGUUCUGCGAACAGCCUCGGCUGCGUGCACUGAUUCCACUGACCGGAAACUGUCUCCCUAUCGGACGGUGCCAAGCGCUUUCAUUCGCGGCGAAAGCUCGGCGUGUUUCGAGGAUUCUUUUGCUGGCUCUAUGAAAACUGCGAGGGAUGCCGGUCGACGUCGGGUCUGUGGUGCACGAUAAGGACGCGAGAAGCUGCGUCAGACGUGCAGUGCGAGUGUUCGUGAGCGCGCGCGUUUGCUGAUGCCUUCCGAUGCCUGAGACGUAUACUUGACUGCACUCGCGGAAGACUAAGAAAAAAAAUUACAGCGUGGUGUAGUUGCCAAGAACCUUAGUCCCUACGGAGUUUACACCCCUCGUAUGAUCCCUCCUUCGUGUAAAGCUGUGUAUAGUGUCAUUACAAAGAAGAGUUAUAAAGAAAGCCAUGCCGCAGCAAGUACUCAGACAUCGUUGAAGAAAUGGAAGUGUUAAACGUUGAAAAUUAAAUUAAGAGUGCUUAUGAGUGCUUGAUUAGGUCACGUCGUGCUCGAGUCAUUUCGCUAGCGGGACAGUGCUCUAUAUCUGUGACAACGAGAACCUGGCGCACAGAAUAUAAAACGACAAGGCGCAAGCUCAUUUGAAAAAUUUGCCAUUUAACUAAACAAUAUAAAAAAGUGUAGCUUGGCUGUGCGAAAAUUGGCGGUGUGUACGGGUCGGCGAAGCCUGCACAAGAGAACACCUGUGUCUCCGCACCGGUGCGCGAGGCCACUCGGGAUUCCCCGCGCCCACGGAUGCCUGCUCUUCGUCCGGGGCGCGACGCCAGGAGCGUCGCAGUUGCUUCAACAACUGGCUGCCGGUCGCCCCUCUCUUUGUCGCGAUGAGUGAGCCAACAGUCGCGCGCCGUGUGCCGUCGUCCAUUCCCAGAAAGACUCGCGACCCGACCGCGGCGGAGGAGCGCUUCGACGCCGUUUCCAACCUCGGCUGCCCCCCCUCUCCACGUUGCACGUCCGGGACCGUCGUCUUAGGCUUCCCCCGCUGAAUCCCGGCCUGCCGCGCCGACGAGGCCGCAGGAGACCAUGGAUCGGUGUCGCGUCUCACGCGGCUGACGUGUGUUCCCCCCGUACAAACCCCCGGCAUGAUCGCGUGCGUCCUUCCUCGCCGUUCUCGCCUAGUGAUGCCGUUCUCCCAGCGACCCGCAUCGCGGCGACGACGAACCGACAGCGGCGACUGCCGCAUAACGUGGUCGUCGAACUCGUCGAGACCUCCGUUUGCGGCCACCCUGAGUAGGCUGACGCUUGUGUGGAUUGCGACGUGCUCCUUGCUGCCAGAGACCGUCGCCCUACCGCCCGUCAUCAGAGUCGGAGGCCUGUUCGACAAUGCGGACGACGAGCAGGAGUUCGCCUUCCGCGUCACCAUCGAGCGCAUCAACAACGACAACGGCGUUCUGCUGCGCUCGCGGCUUGUGCCGCGCAUCGAGCGCCUCGACAAGGACGACAGCUUCCGGGCUACCAAGAAAGUGUGCAGCUUGCUGGGCACGGGCAUCGCGGGCAUCUUCGGGCCGUCGUCGGACGUGACCAGCAUGCACGUGCAGUCCAUCUGCGACGCGCUGGACGUGCCCCACAUCGAGAUGCGCUGGGACUUCCAGCUGCAGCGGGACGACCUCUCCAUCAACCUUUUCCCCAAGCCCGCGGUGCUGGCCAAGGCGUACGUAGACCUCAUCAAGACAUGGGGCUGGAACAGGUUCGCCCUCGUCUACGAGGACCACGAAGGUAUCAUAAGGCUUCAGGAUUUUCUGAAAGAGGCCCGGGGCAACGAUUGGCACAUCCAGAUGUACCAGUUUCACUCUGGUCAGCCGUACCGGGACCUUUUCUGGAAGAUCAAGAAGACAAAAGAAACACGGGUUGUACUGGACGUCAAGAGGGAAAACCUUUUCACUGCCCUGAAACACGCGCAGCAAGUUGGCAUGCUCACCGAAAGCCACAGUUACCUGAUUACAUCGCUGGACCUGCACACGGUGGACUUGGAGGAAUUCAAGUACGGCCAGACCAAGAUCACUGGCUACCGACUCGUGGACGUGGACAGUCCUGAGCUGCAGGGAUUCCUCAAGGACUGGGAGAUCAUGUCCUCCCGGAUGGACCGCAAGGCACCAGUCCCCCAGAGCAUUCGGACGGAGACGGCACUGAUGUAUGACGCUGUGAAGCUGUUUGCCAUGGGUUUGCACCAGCUGGACUUGUCCAAGGCAGUAGACUUCCCGGUGAUCUCAUGCGACAUGGCCGUCUCAUCGUCCGAUGGGAGCAGCCUCAUCAACCUCAUGAAGCCCAUCACCCUUCAGGGGCUGACCGGAGAGAUCAGCUUUGACCCACAAGGAUUUCGGUCGUCCUUCAGCCUGGACAUUAUGGCCUUGAGGAGUGAUGGGUUGCAGAAGGUGGGGCACUGGACACCUAGAGACAACGUGACCGUAGAAGACAACGUAACGUCUGACUACGAUUCCCUUCUUAUCAAAGACAAGACCUUGAUUGUGACCACAGUUCUCACUGAUCCGUACAUGAUGCUCAAGGAGUCGGCGGCAGACCUGCAAGGCAACGAUCGCUUCGAAGGCUACUGUGUAGACCUCCUGAAGGAGCUGUCUAAGCAGUUGAACUUCAAGUACGAGAUCCGGCUGGUCAAGGACAGGGCUUACGGCAUUCAGAACGCCAGUGGAGACUGGAACGGAAUGAUUGGAGAGAUUGUCAACGGUAAAGCGGAUUUGGCCAUCGCCGACCUGACGAUUACAUCGAAGCGAGAGGUGGCCGUGGACUUCACGAUGCCGUUCAUGAACACGGGCAUCAGCAUUCUCUUCAAGAAGCCCACGCAAAAGGUGACGACGCUGUUCAGCUUCCUGUCGCCCUUCAGCAUGGAAGUGUGGGCGUACGUGGUGGGCGCCUACAUCGGCGUCUCGGUGGUGCUCUUCCUGGUGGGCCGCCUGAGCCCCUACGAGUGGGACAACCCGCACCCGUGUCGCCAGAACGACCAGGUCCUCGAGAACAGCUUCAGCCUGCUCAACUCGCUGUGGUUCACCAUCGGCUCGCUCAUGCAGCAAGGCUCGGACCUGGCGCCAAAAGCCAUGUCAACGAGAACAGUGGCUGGCAUCUGGUACUUCUUCACGCUGAUCAUGAUAUCCUCCUACACGGCCAACCUGGCCGCCUUCCUCACCGUCGAGAAGACUGUUUAUCCUAUUGAAAACGCCGAGGACUUGGCGAAACAGUCGAAGAUAAAAUAUGGCUGCCUCCGCUCUGGCAGCACACGGACCUUCUUCAACGAAUCUAAGAUUCCCACAUACAAGAGGAUGCACAAGUACAUGCUGGACAAUGAGCAGGACGUGUACAUGGAGUCGUCCAGCGACGGCGUGAACCGCGUCAAGGCGGGAGACUACGCUUUUCUCAUGGAAUCCGCUUCCAUCGAGUACAUCAUUGAGCGAGACUGCAAUCUUACUCAAAUUGGUGGUCUCCUAGACAACAAAGGAUAUGGCAUUGUCACCAAAAAAAAAUCACCGUACCGGCAGAUCUUGUCUAGCGGCAUCUUGAAGCUGCAAGAAGCGGGCAAGCUGCACAGCUUCAAAGAGAAGUGGUGGAAGGAGCGCAAGGGCGGCGGCAAGUGCGUCGACGACUCCAAGAAGUCGUCGGCCGUCACCGAGCUCAGCCUGGCCAACGUGGGCGGAGUGUUUGUCGUCCUGCUCGGCGGUCUCGGCCUCGCCUCCAUCGUGGCCGUCAUGGAGUUCUUCUUCAAGGCCAAGAAGAUGGCCAAGGAGGACUCGGUCUCCCUGUGCAAGGAGAUGAUGAAGCAGCUCAAGUUCGCCAUAUCGUGCCGCAGUUCCACGAUGCCCGUGAAAAGCAACAAGCCGCCCGAAGUGGACAGCAACGGCGGAGACUACCGCAUCUCCACGCUGCCGUCAUUCACGUCGGACUUUUGAGCGCGCGUGUGUCCCAGUGGACGACCGCGGGCGGCGACGGUGAUAUGACAUUAUGCCUACAGGACUCUUAUAUGCCCGUCACUACCACUCCUUUCCCAUGUCUCGCCCUAUCUCUGUCCCCCAACCCAUCCACUCUCACCUCCACAUUGAACACACUCCGCGGACGUUAUCAUUUUAGCGAUCUUCUUGCCAUGGUGUGUGUGCCGUCUCGUCCGUGUACCUACGGUUUCUUCUGCAGUCUUCUGUUUCAUCUAGACAAUUGACAUGCGAGUGCUUUUCUUCGAUCCCGUUCUGAUUUCGCUAGACGACUGACAUGCCAGUGCUUUUCUUUGACCACGCUCUGAUUUCGCGGUCAUUGUUAGAUACCGCAUGUCCGCGUUUACGUCCUUAUUUUAGCAACGUGUAUUCCUUUAUUUUUUUUCUCGUCAACAAAUUUAUUUUCUUUGUUUACGUCGCAUAACUUUAGACCUGUAAGCAAGAGUAAGGUUCACACGAUUGUGGACACUUUAAAUGAUCAACGGUGGGCGCAGAGAGAAUGUAGGUGGAGCGAACGUGUUGACAAGGGACUUGUCAUUGUCCGCACCCUGACGUCAGGAAUAUCACGCAGCGUAGCGCUUUUGCACUGCACAUUUGCGUAGCUUCCUGAAUGCGUCAGAACUGCGUCGGGGCCCUGAUGCACUCCUGACAUCACGUCCCCUGACGAAGACUACAGUCCCCUUCCCAAAAUGUUUGUUUCAGAUAUAUUCCCUCUUCGACCACGGUUAAGAACGUUGGACUUCUCUAUCUGUAAGUAUGCUGAAACAGCCAAAAAGAUUCGUCAAACAAACUGCACUAGACGCAGCCGCUCCCUACUAUGAGGGUUACUUGCCGAUGACUGCCUGUGAGAGGCAUUUCGUUAUUCGGUCAUGCUGUACAUCUGUAUCUCGUCUGUACGUGCCUGUGUAGUCAGCUGGUAACGACUCACAAGGCAGCAAGAGCGCUAUGCUGACCUAUAGGAAUCGGAGAACAUUGACUAGAAUCAGGAACCUUCCACUGAGAGGUCGCAUAACUAACUCCUGGUGUGUUCAACAGAUUGUGAUGACAGCACGUACCGGCGACAGAAAGCACACACCGGCGGCAUCUAGCACUCUUUCGUUCGUAAAACCGCCGAGCGUACUGUCAACCUUUCACUCGCUAUCUAUUUCACAAAAAUGUAUUGUAAAAUUUUCUAAAAUUGUUUUUCUCACCACAUUUUCACGCACAUUGUCAUUUCUCAAGAAAAAUGUUUUGCGAGUACGAUUUGUAUUUCGCAUUCGCUCUGCAAAGCAGUGAAUAGGGCUUAUCCCGAACAUCAGGCUUUCCAUAAACAGAAGUUAAAGUCCCUAAUUAUGUUUCAAUAUAUAACACUGAACAAAAGAAAAGCUAGUGUAAAAAUCAUGAGAGAGAUAAUGGGUACCAGCACAUAACCACGUGAGCGAAUCCGGCGAAAACUGCAGCUCGACGAGUAGGGCCGUUUGUUUUUUUUUCGUUCUUUCUUCUCUUUUUGGUUUUCGUAAGAAGUGAUAAAUCUAGUUGAACCGCGCGCUCCUGGGAGUUAGAUAGCUUAAGCAAUGAUAGUGGCAGUGCGAGGUUUGUCUGGAGAGUUUCUGCGAUAUCGCCCUCUUAUUUAUUUGUUGUAUAGUGUACCCGCAUAUUUAAUACGUUGUCGCCUACAGCAUGCAUGCACGUUCCCAUUCCCCAACAUUGUUCGAAACAGUAUGUGAGCCUUCGGCACGUUUCUACGGGCGUAAGCACGCGGUGCACGCAUCACCACCGCCUAAUACGAGGAGUACCUCAAAGUACACAGAACAGGAACGACUGCGAGAGGUGAAAAAAAAAAUAAUAAUGCUCUUCUAGGAGGUCGACAGUCACACACUUUACUUACUACCUGCUCAUUUGUUAAGCUGCGUCGUUUCAGCAGCUGUCUGCAGUCGUUGGGACGCGUUUCACACAUGUUACUCAAUGUUACGCGAACAUGUGAGUGUAUGCAGAUUGUGUGCGAGUGAAAAAAAAGUCGUGCAUGCGAGUGUUUUGCAAAUGAGAGCCUGUUUGUUCGUCAUGUUCGUGACUUGAUGUUGUAAUUAUAGGCGGGCGGAAACGAAACCGAAGUUGGGGGCGUGACUGAUCCAGCCAAAGUUAUCGUUUCGUGCCACAGGUUACUGAAAUUUCGGUGCUGGUCGUACUUAUAUCGCGCUUUCGCAAGGACAGGGGCUACCGUACGUAUAGCUUUAGUUUAGUGUCAUCAACCUUUAAGCGGUGCUGUAGCUAGAAGUGAAGACUAGUUAGCACACCAGUUCCAUCACUUAGGCUGCGUGGUGCGCGUUGCUCUUCUGUUUAGUUGGCACUCGAGUUGGCCGUAUUUGGCACAACUAUACUAUCAGCGCUCAGGGUAACGUAUCAGUAAAGAAAUGCCUGAAUCUCGGGCAAUCAUCUUUCGGAUAAACACAAGAAAGCGUAUUUCCACUCUAAAUUAUCCUUGUUUCUUUUAGUCUCAGCGAGAAGCAACUGACUUAAUGACGCGCUUUCCUGUUAAUAUAUCCAUUACUAUGACUGCGAAAGUGUAAAACCCGCAUUUCAUAGUUGUUAGCAAAUAUGAACAGUCCCAACAAAACAGUAUAUCAUUUCAUAAGGAAACAUAUGGUUCAAACUAAAACAUGCCGGCGGAAUUGUAACAUUACGAGCAGUUUUUCAAGGCCAUUAAAGGAGCGUUCCCAUCUCUGUAAACGCAAAACACCUUUUUUUUUACGUGCAAAAGUGGUUGUGUCGCUAUAACGACAUUAGUUAGCCUAUAGGUGCAUGCAGCGUAUUUCUCAAAGAUCUCUUAAAACAUUUUUUCUCAGUAACUUGCCACCGAAGGAAACCAAAGUGCAGCAGACGUUGAGAAAUUAGAACUUUCAGCCGUAUAAGCCUCAUGCAACGUUUGCAAAAUGUUUAACAUUUACUUCUAAUUGUUCAUUAGAUAAAUCCGAGUAACAAUUUUCGGAAGUAAUUUUUCAUAACUUUUAUUUCUUGAUAUGGCUUACGCAGCCUUUGCUCAAUUGGAAAACGCCUGUUCCUCCAAUGCAGUGCCGGCAGCACAUUUGAUUUCCUUGUAAAAGCAACACUGUUCCGCGGUCAUCACGGUGAUCCCUUUCGCUGUAUGGUGGCCGUAUAUCCUUCUCUACUGUUAGUGAUUCAUAGCUUUGCCUUCACAGAAAUAUCGAUAUCUUCAGGCGAGGCAAGACGCAGAGAAAGAUGUUACCGCGCCUUUGUCACGUAGUUUAGAAGCUCAGACAGCUCGACAUUAUCUAUAGUUACAUUUACAAGCGGGGUGUACGUGACUAAGUCCAUCACCGUUCAGUUAGCGCGGAGUCUCUUCGGUGCCGUAGCUCCGCAGUUUUGCAACCGCUCUACUCGGAGGCUGAGGGAAAGUGCUCUUGUCUCAUAAUACUCACCGAGUCGUUUAAGCAUGUGUACUCGUUCUUGCUUGGACGCGCAAGCGUCCGCGUUAGAGAUGUUCGUUUGUCAUCACUCGUCGUUUCUGUGACGGACGUCGAAAGGUGCUCAACAUUUGAGCUUCAUGCACAGAUUGUGCUUACUGUACUCCCUUUCUUCUGACGUUAUCCUUUCCUCCUUCCAUUCGCCACGAGCACUAGCGAACAGGGCCUUGACAGCGCUAGUGGCGUUUCCAUGAUCUCAGCGUCGAUGUCGCUGCGCUAGCGCUUCGCUUGUGUUUGAGGCCAAGACGCUUCAGUUUGAGCCGAGACCAACAUCGGAGAGAUGUUAUGCCUUUCCGUUCUUGCCACAAAUAAGACGGUUCGAAGUGAACCGUUCACCUAUAUUAUGUUUCACUGGUAUAUUGUUUUUGGUUGUUGUUGUUAUAAGCUCCUCGCCACACGGGCUCUUUCUCUAUUUAGGUGACUGUAUACUGUUAACUCGAUGGUGGCAAAGCACCAUGGCAGUCUGUAGGCAACGAAUACCAAGUGGUAUGAAAUUAAAACGUCGCGUAAAGUCGCGAUGGUGCAAUUCUCAUUUUUUGUUGCGUCCUUAUUAUUUGAGCCAAGGGCUGUUCCUCGAUAAAUAUGAGCGACCAGCGCGUUUUGGUCGUUUACAUUGAAGGGCAAGGCUCAUGUGCUCGGCGUAUUCUAUAAUGAAGUCUUAAGCGCAUCGCUCGGUCACCUUAGUGGUUUUUGUAGUACUGACUCUUAGAAAUCAGCUGUACGAUAAACGGUUCUCUAAGGCACUCUCUUUCGCUCUUUGUCCCUCUUUCCCACUGUGCGAUAAGGCGGUCAGCGGCACGGCGUUUGGACUUACUUCCUCUUCCCAAGCAGUGCUGCCCCUGGAUGCGCACAUUUUUUACAUAAAAGCGUAGCGGCGUAGAUUCCCGUGUGACGUAUUAAUGUAGCUUAUAGAACAGCGAGAGUUGGCUUCUCCUAACUACUCACUCCUACGCGUCUUGUCUUAUUUUCAUUUUCGCGUCAAGGGCUUGCUACUCACAGCUUCGUCGCCCUAGGGCUCAAUAAAAGGGGUGGAAAGAAAGAAGAAAUAGAAGUAGGAACACGGCAGUUUCUUUUUCCGCAAGCUAACCUCGUUAAGUUACAAGUUAUGACUGUUGUCCCUAUUAAAAUAGAUUCAUGGUUGUACUUGUUGUUUUCGUUAGUGCUCUUUUUUUUUUGCAUCUCGAGAGUCUAUUGCUGUUUGCUGUACUGCGACAUAGCUAGGCGGGUGCCGAACGCAGAACGGUACCUUUAAUCAGCGAAUAAUUUUUUAUUAUUCUUCGUUUUUUUUUUAUUUCUUCAUCGAAUCAUACGGCGCUGCCUCUCCCAGAGCACAGACAGGAAAAGUAAAAACGAUAGGUGAUGCCCAAAUCCACGCGCCAGAGACGGCUUUUCACGGAGUAACAGACAGAAGCCUAUGCUAUUGCGGGUUGUAUGCGCCGGAAGUGAAUUCGGGGCCGGAAGCACGUCACGGACGCCGUGUUCUGGACAUCACCUAUUGAAUUACUCUUAGCAAGAUACUGUUUCUAUCCUCGAAAUCCCGCAUCAUCAGCUCCAUUCAGGAAAAUACCUUCCGCUGCAAUGAAAUCUGGCAUUUUCGAAUAGAGCAGAUAAUCGAGGCGCUCUUUAGCUAUAGAAAAGUAGUAGUCAGCGAUCGUUGACUAUCUCGUAUAAUCUGUAGAACGCAUUAAGCGUUGUCAGUGUUGAUCACUUAAAGAAGAUAGAGCGAGCGUAGCCUUAUGAGGGUGCACGAACAAUACGACCUGAGAUAGAUAGAUAAAAAAUAAACAAAGGAAGAUCUUCGUUGGUACCGCGAGUUCGAAGUUUUUGAUGUAGGUAUAGCUGCUCAUUGUUUGCUCUAAAACAAAGCGCGUCUUUCAGUGAUUUGUGUAGCUUUUUGCCAUCUUGUGUCAAAAUAUGGUUCUUGAAUACGUGUUACAUUAUUUAAGCUGUUUACCGGCUGUUUGAUUGGCAUUCGACGUCGAAAACAACAAGCAAUCAUUGGUUAACCUCGACUCGCGUUUUUGUCAGUGCUGUUGGACAGAAAAAAAAGCGUUCGUGAACUUCACUUGCAACAGUGUUUGUGUGAGUGGAAGCGGUAUCAUUUUGAUACAGUAUUAAAAGUAUUUUACCUAAAUAAAAGUUGCAUACUACAA